This is a messenger RNA of Jaminaea rosea, 6747 nucleotides long. RefSeq names its product putative chitin synthase 8. Gene Ontology annotation, molecular function: chitin synthase activity; ATP binding; cytoskeletal motor activity. Gene Ontology annotation, cellular component: cell septum; cell periphery; myosin complex. Lineage: Eukaryota; Fungi; Basidiomycota; Exobasidiomycetes; Microstromatales. The transcript has a single exon. The coding region runs from base 459 to 6518 and encodes 2019 amino acids. The record is from RefSeq and is a predicted model, not a curated record.
CAUUGCAGUGCGUUGCUCGUCCUUGCCAGCUUGCUAGGCGGUCGCUUUUCUUCCCCUUUCAUCACUCACCUUUUCCAUUCCCGUUGUCUCUGCGAAAGCUCCCUUCUUUGGCAUCGCUCCUGUGGCCGACUGCUCAUUUCGGUAGACUGCCUCAUCCAAGGUGGACCCCCUUGCACCACCGUCUGCUCCUCGCCUUCGCUUCAAAGGCUUCCAACGGGAGGCCCAACCGCCAUUUGCUUGUCCGCUCUUCAUCGAGCCGGUCGAAGCCCAGCAUCAGCAUCAGCGUCAGCAUCUUCAUUUCGCCCCCUCUUUCACUUCUUCUCUUCACUACCACUUCUCUCACGACCACAGCACGCCACCAUCUGACGAUUCGACGACAGGAUCAAGGCGUUACCGGACGCUCGCUUUGAAAUCGCCGGUUGCGCUGUCAUUGUCCUACCCCUACAUCUUCGUCCGCCAUGGCAGGCUCAUCGUCGAUGCCAGCGGAGCAAUUGACGCACCUGACGUCGCUCUCGUCCCUCAGCGUCGACACCAUCUUCUCCACUCUUCGUGACCGCUUCUUUGCUGGCCUCCCCUACACGUCCCUCUCCGACUCUGUCCUCGUCUCUGUCAAUCCCUUCGCCACCAGCGGUAACCGCAAUAGCGACGAUGCCCUCCGCGAGUAUACUAAACAGUACCGCGAGACGAAUCGCGCCGCUCGAGGAGCUCCGUUACCACCUCACGUCUUCCAGCUGGCCUGUGACGCCUACUUCUACAUGCAGAGAACGGGGCAAGACCAGAUCGUCCUUCUCGCAGGCGAGACGUCUUCGGGCAAGAGCGAGCUCCGUCGUCUGGCCACCCGCAUUCUCAUCGACCUUAGCGCUGCAGCACCGGGCAAGAAGGGAUGGAAGCUAGCAUCACAGAUCCCCUCGGGCGACUAUCUGCUUGAGUCCUUUGGCAACGCCGCAACCCUCGAGAAUGCCAAUGCCUCUCGCUUUGGCAAGUACUCGGAGCUGCAGUUCAACGAGGCAGGCAGGCUCGUAGGAUCAAAAACGCUCGACUACUACCUCGAGCGCAGCCGCCUCACAGGCGCUGGAGGUAGCGACCAAACCUUCCACGCCUUCUAUGCUCUCGUCGCGGGAGCAUCGGCGGAGGAGAAGACGCACCUCAAGAUCCAAGACGGCGCCGACUUUCGCUACCUAGGCGGGUUGCGACACAAGGGGGCUGUGCGAGAGGACGCUCUUCGAUUCCAGCGCAUGAAGCAGGCCUUCAAAAACAUCGGUCUCUCGCAGCGUCACGUCGCUUCCAUCUGUCAGGUCCUCGCUGCCAUUCUCCAUCUCGGCAACCUCGACUUCUCGCAAGACCAUCACCGUACGCAGGAUGCGGUCUCGAUCCGCAAUCAAGAAGUCCUCGAGAAUGCUGCUGGCUUCCUCGGUGUACCGCCCAAGGAUCUCGAGGAGUCCAUUGUCCUCAAGACAAAGCUCAUCCGCAGCGAGGUCUGCACCAUCGUCCUCGAUGCAGAUGGCGCUGCCGCCAACCGAGACGAGCUUGCAAAGACGCUCUACUCUCUUCUCUUUGCCUGGCUCAACGAGCAUCUGAAUCAGAAGCUCUGCAAGGACACCUUCGAGACGUAUAUCGGCAUCCUCGACCUGCCUGGCCCACAGAGCGCAGCAAAGGGCGGCAACUCUCUCGAUCAAUUCUGCGUCAACUUUGCAAACGAGCGACUGCAUCGCUGGAUGCUAGCCUCCGUCUUUGAGAAGCGUCGCGACGAAUACGCAGAUGAGGGCAUCUCGCACCUUUCUCCUGACGUGCCCUUCUUUGACAAUGCAGACUGUGUGCGACUCUUCAUCAACCAGCCAGGAGGACUCGUCCACAUCAUGGAUGACCAGGCGCGAAGAAUGCCCAAGAAGUCGGACCAUACCAUGGUCGAGGCGUUCGGCAAACGAUGGGGCAACCACCCCAAUUUCAAGGUCGGCGCGGCGGAUCGCAGCGGCUUUGCAUCGUUCACCGUCACCCACUUCCAUGGUCCUGUCUCGUACAGCAGCGAAGGGUGGCUCGACCGCAAUUCAGAUGUCGUUAGCCCCGACUUUGUGUCGCUCCUGCGUGGCUCCACCGACGCUAAUGGCGACAGACGACCCUCUGAUGCCACACUGCUCAACAAUGGCUCUGCCGACGUGUCUGCAGGGUCGACUGUACCCUUCGUUCGCAGCCUCUUCAAGAGCGACGCUCUCAAGACGCAAGCGCAUCCAAAGGACGACCACACUGUCGUUGCAGCUCAGCAGUCAGCGAAGCCCAUGCGUGCACCCUCAACCCGCAGGCCCAACCGCGCCACCAGUAUCAAACGCGUGGGGACGAAGCGCAGCGCCGCAACGUCUUCUGCUGCCGCCAAUGAGGAUUCGGAUGACGAGCAGCACGACGGCAAGAAGGCAGCAGUCACGGGAGUGGCAGGCGAGUUUCGCAGUGCGCUUGACACGCUCUUCAAGACGAUGGACGAGGCCAAAGCCUGGACGAUCCUCUGUCUGCGUCCCAACGACAAUCAGAUGCCCAACCAAUUCGAGGCGCGUAUCGUCAAGCAGCAGAUCAAGACUUAUUGCCUUACCGAGAUGGCUCGCAAGCUCGUCAACGAGUACAGCGUCUCGAUGACGCACGAGGAGUUCUGCGAACGGUACGCCGACAAUCCGUCACUCAAUGCUGUCAGCAUGAAAGCGGCCACGGGAGGCUACGCCAAGCAGAAGUUCGCCGCUGCCAAAGAGGUCAUGAGCUGGACGGACGCAGAGGCUGCCAGUGGCCGUCUGAAGAUCUUCCUCUCGCACACAGCCUUCCGCGAGCUGGAAGACGAGCUUCGCGCCGUCGAUCCUGAAGAGCAGGCUGCCAACGAGCGCAAAGCUCAGCUUGACGCCGAGGCGGCUGCAAAGGGCGCCAACGACCCCUUUUCGCCCUUUGGUGCCCUCUCAGGUGACAAUACCAAUGAUCCCGAAUCACCGCAGCAACUCUUUGGACUCGGCGACCCCUUCAAGGAGAUGUCGAGCUCAGCGCUGCCCCUCGUCGGUGGAGCUGAGACGCCUGGCUUCACGGGCGAUGACAACAAGAGCAUGAUGAGCGAGUGGGCAGCACCCAAUCUCAACUUCACGCAUCAACGCAACGACUCCGUGGCCCCUUCUGAGGCCUAUGCCCCCUCACGCAACAUGUUCGCCGGAAGUGGCGCUCGCGGCAUCGAUGAGAAGAGGCAGAGUGGUGGUCUAGAAGCGGGCGGCUUUUCUGGCGCAGGCAACAAUGGGGAGGUGGCCGAAGAAGUCGGCGAAUCAGGCUCUCGUCGUCGCUGGGUCGCCUGGACAUGGAUGCUUACCUUCUGGGUCCCCUCCUUCAUGCUCUCCCGUGCUGGCUCGAUGAAGCGCCCCGAUAUUCGCAUGGCCUGGAGGGAGAAGCUCGCCAUCAACAUCAUGAUUUGGUUCAUCUGCGGCUGCGCCGUCUUUGUCAUCGCUGUCCUGGGCAACGUCAUCUGCCCGAAGGAGUACGUAUACACACCCUCGGAGCUGGCGAAUCACAAGAGCGACGAUCAAGCUUUCACUGCCAUUCGAGGCGAGGUAUUUGACCUCACGAACGUCAUCAAGACGCAUCGCAGCGUCAUCCCCGUCGUGAGCGCCGAUCGUCUCAACGCUUACGCAGGCACGGACUCGACGUCCCUCUUCCCUGUCCAGGUCAACGCGCUCUGCAACGGAGUCGACGGCAGCGUCAGCCCAUGGGUGCAGCUCUCUGGCGGCAACACGACAGACGCCAAUGCGCAGUACCACGACUUCCGCUCAUUCCAUACUGAGGAUGCUCGCCCUGACUGGUACUACCAGUCGAUGUGGCUCAUGAGGAGCAAUUUCCGAGUCGGCUUCAUCGGCUACGACCCUUCCGCGAUCUCGGAUUUGCUCGACGACGGGCGCGCCGUUGCCGUCUAUCGUGGAGGUGUGUACGAUGUAACCGACUACGUCAAGCAAGGCAACAAGGGCGUCAUCACCGCUCCCGAGGGCACGCAAGCGCCCGCCGACACGAAUGCUGCCUUCAUGUCUGGGCCCAUCAUCGAUCUCAUUGUCCAGAAUCCGGGCAAGGACAUCACGCAGCAACUCGACUCUCUGCCCCUCGGCAACGACGUUCUCGACCGCCAACGCGUGUGCCUGCGCAACCUCUUCUACAUCGGCAAGCCCGACGGGCGCAACUCCCCUCGCUGCCAGUUCUCGAGGUACAUUCUCCUCGCUCUGUCCAUCGUCAUGGUCUCGAUCAUCGGCUUCAAGUUCCUGGCAGCCCUGCAGUUCUCCCGCAUCCGCAAGCCGGAAGACCAUGACCGCUUCGUCAUCUGUCAGGUGCCGUGCUACACCGAGGGAGAAGAGUCCAUGCGCAAGACCAUUGACUCGCUCGCUGCGCUCAAGUACGACGACAAGCGCAAACUCCUCUUCAUCAUCUGCGACGGCAUGAUCGUUGGAUCGGGCAAUGAUCGUCCUACCCCGCGCAUCGUGCUCGACAUCCUGGGGGUAGACCCUAAUCUCGACCCAGAGCCGCUAAGCUUCCAGUCCAUCGGCGAGGGAAGCAAGCAGCACAACCUGGCCAAAGUGUACAGCGGUCUCUACGAGUACUCGGGGCACGUCGUGCCUUAUGUCGUUGUUGUAAAGGUCGGCAAGCCAACGGAGCGUUCUCGCCCCGGUAACAGAGGCAAGCGUGACUCCCAGCUGGUGCUGAUGCACUUCCUCAACAAGGUCCACUUUGGCUCGGCGAUGAACCCCAUGGAGCUGGAGAUCUAUCACCAGAUCAAGAAUAUCAUUGGCGUUAAUCCCAGCUUCUACGAGUAUCUGCUGCAGGUGGACGCUGAUACCACGGUGGACCCGUACUGUCUCGGCCAUUUCGUCUCCUCUUUCAUCAACGACAAGAAGAUCAUCGGACUCUGUGGAGAGACCGCCCUUUCCAACGCCAAGCAGAGCUUCGUGACCAUGCUCCAGGUCUACGAGUACUACAUUUCGCAUUACCUCGUCAAGGCCUUCGAGAGUCUCUUCGGCUCAGUCACCUGCUUGCCCGGUUGUUUCUCAAUGUUCAGGCUCAGGACGCCCGACACGCACCGUCCUCUCUUCAUCGCCAAUCGCGUCGUGGACGACUACUCCGAGAAUCGUGUCGACACGCUCCACACCAAGAACCUGUUGUCCCUCGGAGAGGAUCGCUACCUGACCACACUCGUCCUCAAGCACUUUGGCGACUACAAGACGACCUUCGUCCGCGCAGGCAAAGCCAAGACGUCCGCUCCCGACGACAUGGGCGUCCUCCUUUCGCAGCGUCGUCGCUGGAUCAACUCUACAAUCCACAACCUCGUCGAGCUUAUCAAGACGCCCGGACUGUGCGGGUUCUGCCUCUUCUCGAUGCGCUUCAUCGUCUUCAUCGACUUGCUAUCGACGAUCAUUGCCCCCGUCACCGUGGCUUACAUCGUCUAUCUCAUCGUCCUCGUCUCCACCACCGACCAGACGGUACCCGUCACCUCGCUGAUCAUGCUCGCCGCAAUCUACGGUCUGCAAGCGCUUAUCUUCAUUCUCAACCGCAAGUUCGAGAUGGUAGGCUGGAUGAUCAUCUACAUCAUCGGCAUCCCUAUUUGGAGCUUCUUCCUGCCCCUCUACUCCUUCUGGCACAUGGAUGACUUCUCCUGGGGUAACACGCGCGUCGUCCGCGGUGAAAAGGGCCAGCGUGUCCUUCUCCAUGACGAAGGCAAGUUCGACCCCUCAGAGAUUCCCCUCCGAACGUGGGAAGACUACGAGAACGACCUGUGGGAGAAGAACUCGGCCCGCUCCAUUGGCGAGAUCUUGAUGUCCGCGCAGCACAAGAAAUCGUACGACGCUGCGUCGAUGUACAGCCGCAGCGGAAUGGGCGGCAACAGGAGUGGGCCGGGGUCUCAGUACGAGCCCAGCCUGUACGGGCAGACGCCGAUGCUGCCUCGCUCGACGAGCUUCGCGAACAGUAUCGGCGGACAGAGCGGCUACUUCGGAGGGGCAGAUCCGAGGCAGAGCACCUUCUCCCUCGGAGGCAUGCCGGGAGCAGGGUACGGCACGCCCGCCGCAUCUAUGUACGGCUUCCCUCAGCAGCAGCAGCAGCAACAGCCAGGCUACUUUACCGGCACGCCGUCCAUGUACGGUGCACCCCAAGGCGGCUUCAUGAGCCCGAGCAGCUCGAUGCCCAUGAUGGCCAGCGGAAGCGGCAGCAACAACAACGCCUUCGCCACGCCGCGCCAAUCAAUGGGUAGCAUCGGCAACCUCAUAGACGCUAGCACCCCUUCGCCGAGUCGCUCCGCUGCUGGAACACCAGCUGGAGUCGCUCCUCGCACCCGCGUCGGCCCACCCUCGGACGCAGAGAUCGCCAGCGACCUUCGCUCCCUGAUCGCGAAUGCAGACCUGAAUACGCUAUCGAGAAAGGCGCUCCGUGAACAGCUGCAGGCCAGGUAUGGUCCUUCAGUGGACUUGGGCGAGAAGAAGGACUUUAUCAAGGAGACGAUUGCGAGGAUUCUGGAGGAAGGAGGGGAGUAAGUGCGCCCAUCCGCUGGACCUCGCACCCUCAGCAACAACGAAUCAUCACGGACUCUCACGCACCACGUCCUCACAAUACAUGCCCGUCAGCUUUACCUUUCUCUACACGUUCCCCAUCUCUCAGCAUCACUCUCGCACAUCCUUGUAUCUCUGCUCCGACCCGAUUUUCCGCUCUCUACAUUCCUUUACGAAUCUGGAAAUACAUCGCUUGUUUCGCACCAGCCCCUAA